CCAAACUACUCCGACAAACAGAAUUCAUUUCGCUUUCAACGCAUUGUAAAACUGAAGUAGUAUUACAUUUGGUAACUCUUGUUCCUGAUGGAGUUGCGUCCAGCAAAGGAAGCUCGCUUGGCGGGUGCUGUCUCUUUCGCUAUUCCCGAGGUCAUUGUGUUUCCACCUCAAGAAGAGGAAAUGAAUGAACCAUGCAUUUCAUAUGCUCCCAAUGAGUCUCUUCAAGGUCUCCCAAACCCCCACCGCUCGAAACCUCGUUCAGUUCUCAAUGCAAUGCUCCAGCUUUUCACAUGUCUCCCAAACCUAAACGAAGAGCUCCCCGUUGCUGCAAAACUACCAAACAUUGCAGAGUUUGUAAAGAUGGUCCGCAAGUUUCAAUGUGAUGGAAAUGAAGAAGAACUAGCAAGAGUUGCUCCGGCAGAGCUUGUCGAAUUGAACUGGUGGAGAGAGGCAUGCGGACUUCCAUCAGAAGAUCACGCGCCCCAUGUACAGAAUAUGAUUGUCCCCGAUGUGGAAAAGGUUACCCGUGCCAUGUUGGACGACGUGCUAGGAAGAACGAGGUUCGGAAGGAGGUUUGAGAUGGGAUUAGUCGAUGCCCCACAUCCCGCAAAUCUCCAGGCAAAAGGAUAUGGAAACGCAGCUAUCGCCCUGAAGGGAAGAACUGAUAGUGCUGUAGAUGUCCUGGAUUCUGGAAGCGCCAGGCAGGAAACAACCUCUCUUCUCACCAUCCCUCUUGCCGACUAUAAUGACCAGGAAACAGUGUCUCUGAUCUCACUUCUUAACAACCGGUUCGGUCAUGCAGUCGCUACUUUUUUUUUCGGCGGUCCGUUCAGCAACCGCUCCUUGCUGUCAAAUUUGUCAAGCGCCUUCCGUAGUCCCGAUUCCUCUCCUCUGUCGACGCCUAAUGCUACACCCGAUCGGCAGAUACGAUUUACACGACUCCCUCAUUACCUGACAAUUCAUCUUCAGCGUCCCGUCGUCAAUGGCGGGUCCUAUCAUGCACCGCCGAUUGAGCUGCCGCUUGAGGUCGAUCUUGGGUUUUACCUCGAGAACCGACAUUCGGAUCAAAAGACAUUUUAUCGUCUUCAUGGAUUUGUGACACAAACCGGUGGACACUUUCUCACUUACACACGGCUGAGAGGCGGGUCCCGGUGGUUCAAAUGCCAAGAUGAAUUGGUGCAAGAGGUAGAGCUGGGCACAAGGGUUGAGAGCAAAGGCGUUGUUCUCGUGAUUUACAGGCUCCAGGAGCAUUAGUUAGGCUUCUCUGAUUCCAUAUAUUUUUUACAAUAUUGUAUAUAUUUUAAGUAAGAUACGGACAUAUGUUUUGAAAAUAAACUUGCAAAAUACAGUGAGCUCAGUCUCGCGGUCGAC
This is a messenger RNA of Spizellomyces punctatus DAOM BR117, 1371 nucleotides long. RefSeq lists its product as uncharacterized. Gene Ontology annotation, biological process: protein deubiquitination. NCBI's taxonomy places the organism in Eukaryota, Fungi, Chytridiomycota, Chytridiomycetes, Spizellomycetales, Spizellomycetaceae. The coding region runs from base 88 to 1254 and encodes 388 amino acids. The record is from RefSeq and is a predicted model, not a curated record. The transcript is spliced from 2 exons. Gene Ontology annotation, molecular function: cysteine-type deubiquitinase activity.